This is a messenger RNA of Impatiens glandulifera, 1814 nucleotides long. RefSeq names its product general transcription factor IIH subunit 2. The coding region runs from base 168 to 1457 and encodes 429 amino acids. Gene Ontology annotation, biological process: nucleotide-excision repair; regulation of transcription by RNA polymerase II; DNA-templated transcription. The transcript has 5 exons. Gene Ontology annotation, cellular component: transcription factor TFIIH holo complex; transcription factor TFIIH core complex. Lineage: Eukaryota; Viridiplantae; Streptophyta; Magnoliopsida; Ericales; Balsaminaceae. Gene Ontology annotation, molecular function: zinc ion binding. The record is from RefSeq and is a predicted model, not a curated record.
CUUAGAAUCGCUGAUUCAGAUUCUCACCAUUCCCAUUUGGAUCCAAACCCACUUAUGAAAACAGUUACCCUUUUUCCGUCUGCCUAAAAAUCCUCCAUUUACCGAGCCAUCUUCCUCCGGCGUCGUCCAUCGGAGAAAUUACAGUGAGUGUCAUUAUAUAAAAGGGUAUGAUUUUCUUUGAUCAAAGAGAUGAUAAAAAUGGAAAAGGAAAUCAACACAGAGAACGAGAAGAAGAAGAGGAAGAGGAUGAAGAUGGAAGGGGGAAAGGAAUUGAUGCAUGGGAAAGGGUUUAUGCAGAUGACAGAUCAUGGGAGGCUUUACAAGAAGAUGAAUCUGGUCUUCUUCAACCUGUUGAUAACAAAACCCUUUAUCAUUCUCAGUAUCGCCGUCGUCUACGAUCUGCUUCUGCAGGUUCCAGAAUCCAGAAGGGACUUAUUCGUUACGUUUACAUAAUUGUCGAUUUCUCCAGGGCAGCUGCAGAUAUGGAUUACAAACCUAGCAGAAUGGCGGUAAUUGCGAAGCAAGUAGAUGUUUUCAUAAGGGAAUUCUUUGAUCAAAAUCCACUUAGCCAAAUUGGCAUUAUUAACAUAAAAGAUGGAGUUGCACAAUGCUUAUCAGAUCUUGGUGGAAGUCCAGAAUCACAUAUCAUGUCUUUGAUGAGUAAGUUGGAAUGCUCAGGCGAUUCCUCUCUUCAGAAUGCCCUUGAUCUCGUUCACGACUGUUUAUGUCAAAUUCCAUCCUACGGCCACAGAGAAGUUCUCAUCUUGUAUACGGCUCUUAGUACAUGUGAUCCAGGAGACAUAAUGCAAACCAUUCAGAAAUGCAAGAAAUCUAAAAUAAGGUGUUCAAUAAUUGGACUCUCAGCAGAAAUCUUCAUUUGCAAAAAAGUUUGCCAAGAAACAGGUGGAUCAUAUUCCAUUGCAAUGGAUGAGUCCCACUUGAAAGAACUGAUGUUGGAACAUGCACCACCACCACCAGCUAUAGCAGAGUUUGCAACUGCAAAUUUAGUAAAAAUGGGAUUCCCACAGAGAGCUGGAGAAGGUGUUUUCUCCAUAUGUUCUUGUCAUAAAGAAGCUAAAGUUGGUGGAGGGUAUACUUGUCCAAGAUGUAGAGCACGAGUGUGUGAUCUUCCAACCGAAUGUCCUAUUUGUGGCCUCACUCUUGUUUCUUCUCCACAUUUGGCACGCUCAUAUCAUCAUCUCUUUCCAAUUGCUCCUUUUGAUGAUUUGUCACCGUCGGUUUUGAAUGAUCCAAUCAACAGGCAGCCUAAAAACUGUUUUGGUUGCAGGCAGAGCCUUUAUGUUCCAGGAAGCAACAAGACCAAUCCUUGUGUUGUUUGUCCUAAAUGCCAACAACUCUUUUGCGUGGAUUGCGAUAUUUAUAUUCACGAGAGUCUGCACAACUGCCCCGGUUGCGAGAGCUUGAGGCACUCAAACAAUGGUACUGUAGAAAAGUAGAGCGCUUGAGGCACUUAAUGAUAAUAAUAUUAGAAAUUGUUCGGUUAAUGAUAGUAAGAUUAAGAAAUUGUUCGAAUCCCCCAAACCAAACCCGAGAUAGCAGGAUAUGAACAAACAAACAAACAGGUUCAAUAGAUGAGAUUGUGGAUUGUCAUAAGUGCCUCUUCAAAUUUCCAUUAUUGAGAAACCACAACUGGAAUUUGGUUAUUGUUUGAUUUGUUGAUUAGUGUUGUGCCAUGUUUGGAUAACACAAAAUUAGAGUCUGUCUAUUGUAAACACAUUUUUUAUAUGGUGUGGAUAUUCAAAUGGGAUCAUAUUUUGAAAGGAGAUCUAUCUUAACUUGGUUUUGAUUACAUU